Molecule: messenger RNA, 1524 nt
Organism: Gossypium raimondii (Peruvian cotton)
Lineage: Eukaryota; Viridiplantae; Streptophyta; Magnoliopsida; Malvales; Malvaceae
Exons: 6
Coding region: 1-1524 (507 amino acids)
Source: RefSeq, a predicted model, not a curated record
AUGAACAAGAGUUUAGCUUUAUCUGAUGAUGGUUCAAUUUUGGCUGAGUUGAAGGCUAGACCGUUAUUUUUACAACAAAUUUGUGAAGCUCAGAAGAAUGAUAGUGAAUUACAAGCCAAGAAAUCUCAGUGUGAAUCAGUAAAAGCUGAACAUCAGGUGCCUUCAGGUUUACUUCAGCCAAUAAUGAUUCCUGAGUGGAAAUGGGACAGAAUCACGAUGGAUUUUGUGACAGAAAUUGAAAUUCGACCAGAUAUGACCUAUGAGGAAAAACCGAUAAAGAUUUUGGCUCAGGAAGUUAAACAGUUGAGGAAUAAAAGUACAGCUUUAGUGAAAGUGUUGUCGAAAAGACAAGGAAUAGAAGAGGCUAUGUGGGUACUGGAGGAAGUUAUGAGAGAACAGUACCCAAACCUCUUUUCCGAAUGUGAAGCUAACCAUGAUGUACCAAUUAUUCUUGGAAGACCAUUUCUUGCUUCUGGUAGGACCCUAAUUGAUGUGCAGAAAGGCGAGCUAACCAUGAGACCUCCUAAACCAUAUGUAAAGGAAUCUCCCGUACUAGAGUUAAAGCUUCUACCACAACAUUUCAAAUAUGCGUAUUUGGGAAAUAAUAGUACUUUGCCAGUUGUAAUUUCUAAUAAGCUAACAACUGAGCAAGAGGACAUGUUGUUAAAAGUGUUACGGCAAUGUAAAAGAGCACUGGGUUGGACCCUUGCCGAUAUAAAGGGAAUUAGCCCUACAUUUUGUGUACACAAAAUUUUUUUCGAAGAUUGCCAUAGCAAAUCCAUUGAACAGCAGAGACGACUGAAUCCAAUUAUGGAUGAAUUUAUCAAGAAUGAAAUUAUCAAGUGGCUUAAUGCUGGCAUUAUUUACCCAAUUUCAGAUAGCUCAUGGGUAAGUCCUGUCCAAUGUGUACCCAGGAAAGGGGGUGACACAGUAGUAAGUAAUGAAAACAAUGAGCUAAUACUGACUCGUACUGUUACGGUAUGGAGAGUGUGUAUGGACUACUACAGGCUUAAUAAGACAACUAGGAAGGAUCAUUGCCCUUUGCCAUUCAACGAUCAAAUGUUGGACAAAUUAGCUGGUAAGGCUUUUUUUUGCUUCCUAGAUGGUUAUUCAGGAUAUAAUCAGAUUGCCAUGGCACCUGAAGAUCAAGAGAAGAACAAUUUUACGUCUCCAUAUGGUACUUUUGCAUUCAAGCGGAUGCCAUUCGGGUUAUGCAAUGCCCUAACAACUUUCCAGCACUGCAUAAUGGCCAUAUUGUCAAACAUGGAGGAAAAUUUCCUUGAAGCUUUUAUGGAUAACUUCUCUAUGUUUGAAAAUGAUUUUGAAGAUUGCUUAAGGAAUUUGAAGAUGAUUUUACACCGCUGUGAAGAAAUGAAUCUAGUAUUAAACUGGGAGAAAUGCCAUUUAAUGGCUUUCGAGGAAAUCAAGAAGCGACUAGUAGCAGCACCAAUUGUGGUUGCUCAAGAAUGGACAUUGCCCUUUGAACUUAUGUGUGUGACACGAGUGAUUAUGCUAUGUGAGUAG